UGGGGCGAUGCCAGUGAGAGGACUUGUGCAUGGAAACAGGCUCUGCUUCCUCUUUCUGGUUCUGUUUCCUCUCGACAGCCGACAGCCGACAGCCGCAGAGGCUCACAGCCGUCUGGAGGCUCCCUGAGGAGUAGUCCUGUCCUGCCACAGAGGUCCAAGGGAGGAAUGGUUGCUGCUGGAUGGAAAAAAAGCUGGUGGCGUAGGACACCAGCCGUCCCGACUUGGCCGCAACAGGAAACUUCUGGGCAGUGAGGGUGCCCCUCUGUCCAUAGCCAGGGCCCACCAGCCACCCACCUGCAGGUCCAGAGCCCACCAGGAGAUGGCGCCCUGCCCAGGACUGCUCCUCAUGGCCCUGCUGCUUCUGUGCAGGGGGCCCAGGGUGGAAGGCUCAGAGGACACCGUCCCGCUGCAGACCCUGCGCUGCUACAAUGACUACACCAGCCGCAUCGUGUGCAGCUGGGCGGCGGAGGCGGCCGCCGAGCAGCUCAUCAACGUGACCCUCCAUCACCGGCUAAAUGCGAACCAGUCCCAGCCGGUGUCCUGUGAGCUCACUAAGGACAUGCCCUGGUCACGCUGCCCGGCUCCUCACUGUGUGCCCAGAAGGUGUGUCAUUCCCCACAGGGGGUUCAAUGCGCUGGGCACCGUUUUCUCAUUCCUGCCAGACCGGCCUCUCAAUGACCAGCUCAUGGUGACGCUGCCUCGGCAUGUGCAGCCACCUCCGCCCCAGGACGUCCAGAUCAACACCUCUGGGGACCAAGUCUUGCUGACCUGGAGUGUGGCCCUUGAGGGUCCCCACACGUCCUGGCUGUCGCAGAGGGACCUGGAGUUUGAAGUGGUCUACAAAAGGCUUCACGAGCCCUGGGAGAGUGCCAGCACCCUGCACUCCAACUCCUCCCAGGCGGCCCUGGGGCCCGAGCUCUUCCUGCCUAGCAGCACCUACGUGGCCCGAGUGCGGACCCGGCUGGCCCGGGGCUCCAGCUUCUCAGGAAGGCCCAGCCAGUGGAGCCCCGAGGUGAGCUGGAGCUCGCAGCCAGGGGACCAGGCCCAGCCCCAGAACCUGCAGUGCGUCUUCGAUGGGGCCCACACGCUCAGCUGCUCCUGGGAGGUGAGGUCGCAGGUGACCAGCUCGGUCUCCUUUGGCCUCUUCUACAGAUCCAGCCCGGAUGCAGGGGAGCAGGAAUGUCCCCAGGUGCAGAAGGAGGAGCUCAGUGACAUCUACACCCACCAUUCCUGCCAGAUCCGAGUGUCCAGCUCCGAGCCUCACAGCCAGUACACUGUGACUGUGCGUCCGCGGAAUGGGGAGAAAUUCAUAAAGAGCUCAAACCACAUCCAGAUGGAGCCCCCAACUCUCAAUGUGACCAAGGAGGGAGAGGGCUACAGCCUGCAAUGGGAAGAAAUCAAUAAAAUCCAAAAAGGUCUCGAGUUUGAGGUCCAGUACCGGAAAGACACGGCCUCGUGGGAGAACAGCAAGACUCAGACACGGAAGAACGCCCACAGCAUGCCCCUGCCACCCCUGGAACCCGCUACCACCUAUCUGGCCAGGGUGAGGGUCAGACCCAUCCCCAAAGAUUCCAUCAAUGGGAUCUGGAGCGAGUGGAGUGAGGAGCAGCGCUGGACCACGGACUGGGCGCUGCCCACCUGGGUGCUGGCCCUCGUCCUGGUCUUGGUCACCCUGGCCCUGCUGCUGGCCCUGCGCUUCUGUGGCCUCUACGGGUACAGGCUGAACAGGAUGAAAGAGAAAAUCCCCAACCCCAGCAAGAGCCACCUCUUCAAGAAUGGAAUCGCUGGACUCCAGCUGCCAGACAGCAGGAUGGCCUUCAUUAGCAGGAGCGCUCCUUCCUGGAGCAUCAGAGGCAGUCUCGUCCUUGAAUGGGAGAGGGUGUGCACUGCAGAUUCCCGGGACAGUGAGGUGUCACCUCUUACCACAGAGGACCCCAAAGUUGUCUGUGAUCCUCCAUCAGAGCCUUGUCCUACUCUGGCCGCCUCAGACCUGACCCAAGAGCAGCCCCCAGAGCAGCCAGGCCCAUCAGCCCCCCAAGGCCGGCCUGGGAACAAGCUGGCCACCUUUGACUUCAACGGCCCCUACCUGGGGCCGCCCCACAGCUGUUCCCUGCCUGACCUCGAAGGCCAGCAAGGGCCCAAGCCAGCACUGCCAGUCCUGGAGUACCUAUGCCUGCCCCCCGGGGGACGGGUGCAGCUGGUCCCCCUGGCCCAGGCCACAGGCCAGGCCCAGCCUGCCCCUGGGGAGUGUCUGUCUGGACCUGUCACCCAGGGCAGCCCCUACCUGGAAGCUGGGGGUGACCCUGCCCCUCCUGCAUCUGACCCUGGAAGCCAGGGACAGGGCUCAAAGGAUGGCCCAGGGGACAGCCCAGUCAUUCUUCCCACAAGAUCUGGCCCUGAGCACCCUGCUGUUGCCUCUGAUUAUGUCACCACUGCAGACCUGGCGCUCACCUUGUCCACAGAGGCUUCCUCUGUCCCCCUGGCUCCCUUUCCAGGUCUCUGCCCAGGGCUGUCUGAUGAGACCCCUGCAGCCCCCACACCUGGGAAGCCAGGCUUUGAGGGCUACGUGGAGCUCCCUGCAAGCAUGGAGCCAUUGCCCAAGUCCUUUCUGGGCAGUCCUGUCCCUCCUGCAUCCAGCAGCCCUGUUCUGAGCCCAGGGACUCCCCGGGGUGAUGUGUCCCCGUUAUCUCCAGCCCCUGAGGGGCUGCUUGUCCUGCAGCAGGUGGGGGACUCCUGAAUCCCCUCCAGCACGAGCCUGCCAGCUCCCUCUCUGGCUAUGCCCUCUGCCCCAGGAAGGGGAAGCUCAGACUAACACCUCUCAGCUAAGCGGCCCCUUAGCUGUCUCAGGGGUCAGGUAUAUCCUUCUUCUGAGUGAUGAAGCCAUUGUGGGCUCCGUCACCGCUCUUUGAAAUGAUGACAAGCCGGGGAAAUUUGGCUGCCAUUCUGCCUGAGCCAGGGCUCAGGUCCAACCCUGGCUUCUUCUCUAGAGUUUUCUGUGAGUCCACAGGGCAUCGUGGCCACGAGCAAUGGUUCUUAUGCUUUACCACACAUCAGAGGCGACCUCAGGUUGGCAGAGGUUCCUGGUUCGUGUGUCUCCCAGGAGUCUCAGCCAACAGAUUGGCUGGUGCUAUGCUCUGGGCCACCCUUUUGAGAGUCCCUAGAGUUUCCAUACUGGAACAGGUAAAACUGUUGGAUCGUGGCUCACAGGAGCCUGGUGACAGAGGACUGCCUUAGGACAGUGACACCAUUCUGUUAUGGCAUUAUUGAUAAAGCUGGGUAUGUGUCAUUAUUUAUUUGUUAAAAUCCAUCCAUCCUACCACACCAAGAGUGCUCAGUGCUGUCACCUGUGGAUUCUGGGUGACAAUGAUGUGGUACUGUGUUUCUCAGUUGUCACAGAUGUUCAGGUCCCUGCAGACAGCAUGUGUUCCAAUCCUAAUCACACCACGAGGAGGCCCGAGUGGACUCCGCCCUCAUGACUGGGGCUGGUGCCCUAUCUCGGACACCUCACAGUGAUCCUCAUCCAUUCUGCUGUGUGAGGACAGAGGGAGGGGGCCCCCUGUCUCCCAGACACUGGAUCUGAUGGCACUUUGGCUCCCCAACCUCAGGAACUAUGGGAAAUAAAUGUUCUGUGUGAGUACCCAA
This is a messenger RNA of Cavia porcellus (domestic guinea pig), 3642 nucleotides long. Its product is annotated as cytokine receptor common subunit beta-like. Gene Ontology annotation, biological process: cytokine-mediated signaling pathway. Gene Ontology annotation, cellular component: external side of plasma membrane; membrane. Lineage: Eukaryota; Metazoa; Chordata; Mammalia; Rodentia; Caviidae. Gene Ontology annotation, molecular function: protein binding; cytokine receptor activity. The record is from RefSeq and is a predicted model, not a curated record.